UCACGUUUUAUUUUUCUUCCUCCUCACCUUUUCAGGUUUUAUUCUUGUUUCUUCUCUCCACUGCCACUAAAACACACCAAAACUAAAACUUAUUAUGCUCUCACGUCACUUUCUUCUUAUGCUUUGAAGGACUUUAUGCAAGGAUAUGGCAAGUGAAAAAGAACAACCCAUUUAUACUCAUAUGGUUGUUGUACCUGAGUUGAUCUUGCCAUUGAAGACAUUGGACAAAAACAAUAACAUCAUACCAUGUUGGAUACAUACAGGGGAUCAUCACUUCGAUCUUUAUUCCCUUUAGAGGAGCAAGUUUACAAUAUUUUCACAAAAUAUGCUUUCAAGAAGUUUCAGGAGUUUGAGAGGGCAACUCAAUACAAGAUUUGUGAAGAAAAUCAUGUAGAAUUUACUGUGAAAUAUUGCAAGGAGCAACAUUCACAAAAGCAUAAAGUCUUAUGGGAUGGUGAUGUGGUUGGUUGUAGUUGCAAGCACUUUGAGUUUUGGGGUAUUCUUUGUCGUCAUGUAUUGACAAUAUUCCUUCAUAAAGAUUGUUUUGAGAUUCCAACAAGUUACUUGCCAUUACGUUGGUGUCGUGAUGAAUUUCAAAGACCGGUUGAAGUAAAUAUGAUGCUUAGUGAAGGAGAACCUAUUGAGAAUGUGGAGAAUACAGUAGACUUAAUUAAAAAUCCGCCAAGGUCUAAUACAAAAGGUCGUCCCAAAACAAAACGAUCAAAAGGAGGAAUGGAAUUGUCAAAGAGAGCAAGAAGAUGUACUUUUUGCAAGAGAAUGGGGCACAAUGUUACAACUUGUCCGGACAAAGAAAGUUAUGUUCAGCCAACAAUCACCAAGAAGAGGAAGAAUGAAGAUCAAGCACAACAAAAUUUGAAUCCUGUUUUUUAUCUAAAGUCUUCUUAGUAUCAGGCUGAGUAUGUUUUAGUAGUCUUGGAAUUAUUAUUUUUCGUGUUAUAUUGGUUACUGCAGGCUGAGUAUGUUUUAGCAGUCUUGGAUGAUUUUUUUUGCUGUUAUUUUGAACACCGUCAUUUUGAGUUU
Messenger RNA from Medicago truncatula (barrel medic), 1041 nucleotides. Its product is annotated as putative protein FAR1-RELATED SEQUENCE 10. The coding region runs from base 247 to 906 and encodes 219 amino acids. Gene Ontology annotation, biological process: regulation of DNA-templated transcription. Lineage: Eukaryota; Viridiplantae; Streptophyta; Magnoliopsida; Fabales; Fabaceae. The record is from RefSeq and is a predicted model, not a curated record. The transcript has 2 exons. Gene Ontology annotation, molecular function: zinc ion binding; nucleic acid binding.